CUCCGCGCCUGCCUCGUGUGCGGCGAGCUGCGCGGAGCGUGGAACGAUUAGAAGGGCUGUGUAACGAGAUGCUGUGCAGGGAGACAAUUCCUGGGAGAACUGGGGGCAGUAGGUGGGCGGGGUUAUUUCGGGCAUCCAGGUGGGCGACCCUCGUGGGCGUCCGGAAGGCCCGCGGCGUUAGGGAGCUUGGGAGCUGGGUCUCUGGUUAAGGUGUCGGGCAAAGGUUAAAGGGCAGCCUCCAGGUGGGAGAGCGCCGACUUAGCGCAAUGGCCGCGUCUGGGGAGCCCGGGAGGCAGUGGCAGGAGGAGGUGGCGGCGGCGACGGUGGUGGUGGUGGGCUCCUGCAUGACCGACCUGGUCAGCCUUACUUCUCGUCUGCCAAAAACUGGUGAAACCAUCCAUGGUCAUAAGUUUUUUAUUGGCUUUGGAGGGAAAGGUGCCAACCAGUGUGUCCAAGCAGCUAGGCUUGGAGCAAAGACAUCUAUGGUGUGCAAGGUUGGCAAAGAUUCCUUUGGCAAUGAUUAUAUAGAAAACUUGAAACAGAAUGAUAUUUCUACAGAAUUUACAUAUCAGACUAAAGAUGCUGCGACAGGAACUGCUUCUAUAAUUGUCAGUAAUGAAGGCCAGAAUAUCAUCGUUAUAGUGGCUGGAGCAAAUUUACUUUUGAAUACUGAAGACCUGAGGGAAGCAGCCAGUGCCAUUAGCAGAGCCAAAGUAAUGAUCUGCCAGCUAGAAGUAACUCCAGCAGCUUCUUUGGAAGCCCUGAGAAUAGCCCACAGCAGUGGAGUAAAAACACUGUUCAACCCAGCGCCUGCCAUUGCUGACCUAGACCCCCAGUUCUACACUCUCUCAGAUGUGUUCUGCUGCAAUGAAAGUGAGGCUGAGAUUCUGACCAGCCUUGAGGUCAGUAGCCCCUCGGAUGCUGGGAAGGCUGCGUUGGUGCUCAUGGAAAGGGGCUGCCAGGUUGUAAUCAUCACCUUAGGUGCUGAAGGAUGUGUGAUGAUGUCACAGAAAGAACCUGUCCCAAAGCACAUUCCCACAGAGAACGUCAAGGCUGUGGAUACUACGCACGGCAUGUGGGAUAUUGGUUCCCCGACCAGGGCUUGUACAUGCACCCACUGCAGCAGAAGCAUGGGGUCUUAACCGCUGGACCGCCAGGGAAGUCCAUUUGGCUUUAUUUACAGUGUCUUUGGACAUAUUUUUUUUUUAUUUUUUUAAAUUAAAAUCUGAUCUUUUUUUCAUUAUGGCUUUUGGGUUUACUGACUGGCUCGUGGUUUCCCUGCUUGCAAUUAUUCAAAUAUUCAUCUAAAUUUUCAUACUAUGUUACUGUUUUAUUUUUUAUAUUCAAGCCUUUAACCUACCUGGAAUUUAAUUUUGUGUAUGAUGUAAAGAGGAAUCAAGACUUGAAAUUACUUAGAGUUUGCCAUAACUCUUCAUAUGUUGUAGUAUUUUCCAUGUUUUCAUAAUACACCCUCCACCCAGCUCAUAAUUUCUCUGGUUUCAGACCUUUCUCUUGUCACAUUGCUCUGUUGUAAACUGAGGGAGGGCAUGUCUGUCUGUCUCUUUCUCCAUUGUUUCCCUCAGGAAACACUUAAUAAACAAUUGCAAGGCACCUAGCAUAGAGCUUGACAUAGUUUAGGUACUCAGAAAAUAUUUCUGGGAGGAAGGAAAGUGUUGAAUUCACACCUGAGUUACUAUGACUCCUUGGCAAGCUGAAUAUUGACUGCUUAUCUUUGUUAACAAGGGGAAAUGUCAUUCUCCUUAAAGCCAUUCAGUGUCUCAUGAGUUCACUCUGUUCCUCCUCCUAUAUCUUUGUUCUUUGAGGCCUUCCUUCUCUCUAUAAAUCUGUCUCAUUUCAUAAGGAUUCCCCUUAGGCAGGCUUUCUUCAACCAUUCCUUAAAAUUCAACAGUAUUUAUAAACUCUGCCAUACUAUUUAGCAUUUAAUCCACAAUUGAUUUUAUUCUUUUUCAAGUACCCAUCACUGUGCUAGGCACACAGCUUAGUAAAUACUUAAACUGCAACUGAAACAAUCAUGCAUACCAAGGUAUAGCCUCAAGAUUUGUUAUGAAACCUCUUGGGACUAAGGAAGCAACAAACUGGGAAAAACUGGAAAAUGACCCUGAAAGCUGUUAAAUACCAGAAUGAUUUUUCAAGUGAAAUUGUAUCACAUUUAUUUUAAAUACAUUUGUUGGAUGAACACAUGACUAGGUACUGCCCUACCUGAAGGCAGAGGUCAACAGACUUUCUUUGGUAUUUUCUAUUUCCAUGGGUCCCUAUAUGGCCUUCACCAACUUGGGCCUUUGGAGAUUCAGGGGAAAUGGAACUAAGCCUUAUAUGACCCUACAUUUAGUUUGAAAAUAACAUCUGAAUGGCUCUCACCACGUUCUGCAUGAAUUUUUAAUGGAGAAACAGCUAAUUCUAGGGCUAUGGCAGAGAAUAUACAACAUGAGCCUGGAGCAUCUUAUAAUGUCAGAAAAUAAGAAAGUGCUCAAAAAAUAAAAUGAUGGAAGUAUGUCAAAGGGACACAAGUACCAACUGAAAGAACUCCCAACUGCCAAAGCUGGAACAAUUUGAGCAACAAAAUAAAUAAUGUAGUGCUGGAUUAUAGCCUAAGGAAUAAAAUAAAUAUCCCUGAGUUCAUACUUAUAUAAGUGAGCAGCUGAAUAAAUAAAUGAGGGAGAAGAAACAAAUCUCCCAUAGAGAUUUCCAAUUUAUGGAGAUACUCCAUAAAUGGAAUUACUCCACCCUCAGGGAGGUAGAGCAUAACUCUCCACCCCUUAAGUGUGGACUAUACUCAGUGAUUUGCUUCCAAAGAGCAAGUAUAAAAAGAGAAAGUAACUUUACAAUGGUGAAACCUGGCCAAGACUACCUUAGCCAAGUGCUCAAGAUUAACAUCAUCAGUGUAAGUCAUGUUGACAGUAUGUACCCUUGAUACGACAUGAUGAGAAUGACACUUCACCUUUGUGGUCUUCCUCCCCAAAACCAUAAACACAGUUUAAUCAUGAGAAAAACAGACAAAUCCCAAUUGAGGUACAUUCUACAAAAUACUCAACCAGUCCUCAAAACUAUCAAGGUCAUCAAAAACAAAGAAUGUCUAAAAAACUGUCACAGCCUACAGCAGUCGAAGGAGAUAUGACAACUAAAUGUAAUCCAGGUAUCCUGGAUGAGAUCUUGGAACAGAAAAUACACAUUAAGCAAAACUAGUGAAAUCUGAAUAAAGUAUGUAAUUCAGUUAAUAUGAUAAUGCUAUUAUUUCGUUAGUGGUGACAAAUGUACCAUAAUAAUAUGUUUACAGAACUAGAUGUGGGGUAUAUGGAAAUUCUCUACUAUCCUUGUACCUUUUCUGUGCAUCUAAAACUAUUUUAAAAUAAAAAGUGUACUUAAAUAUUUUGAAAAUACAGUAUGGGCAACAGAUGGCUACAUGCUUAUCUCUACAACUGUGCUUUUCA
Orcinus orca (killer whale) is the source of this 3449-nucleotide messenger RNA. It is a transcript of the gene RBKS, whose product is annotated as ribokinase. The record is from RefSeq and is a predicted model, not a curated record. Gene Ontology annotation, biological process: D-ribose metabolic process. The coding region runs from base 267 to 1142 and encodes 291 amino acids. Gene Ontology annotation, molecular function: ribokinase activity. NCBI's taxonomy places the organism in Eukaryota, Metazoa, Chordata, Mammalia, Artiodactyla, Delphinidae. The transcript is spliced from 8 exons.